Messenger RNA from Aspergillus affinis, 4596 nucleotides. RefSeq names its product putative membrane bound C2 domain protein (vp115). Gene Ontology annotation, molecular function: lipid binding. The record is from RefSeq and is a predicted model, not a curated record. The coding region runs from base 1 to 4596 and encodes 1531 amino acids. The transcript is spliced from 6 exons. NCBI's taxonomy places the organism in Eukaryota, Fungi, Ascomycota, Eurotiomycetes, Eurotiales, Aspergillaceae.
AUGGCGUCCCUCGAAGUAGAAGAUCAUGAAAAGGAAUUGAGGCAGCAGGGUGCCAUUGAGGCCGCCCAACAGGCCCCUCAGGAUUCCCAGGCCACCGAGGCUGCCGAGAAAGUGCUGGUCGAGGAAACUCGAAAGGCGGGCAUGCCCGCCUACCAAUUCGACCCGAAUGCCUCGCCUGAAGAAAAAGCCGCCGCCGCCGAAGCUCGAGUACCGCCAGGGUUUCAUCGCGACAAGAAACCGAAGGGCAUGGCGAUUAUCACGGAUAAAGAUGACGGCACCCCCGACGACUACGAUCUGCCCCCGCCCAAAACCGCGACCGAUAUUCUCGAGAAAGAAUCCAAAGGAUCCUCUGACGGACAAACAGAAGAGGGUGGGAUGAGCGAAGACAUGCGAUGGGGGCGAAACCGAACGGGGUGGUCUCCGCAGUUCAUGCAGGUUCCGACCGAGGAGGAAAAGAACGAAGGAACGCUGCUAGAUCACCAGGACUUCCUGGAAGGAAAACUGGACGAUAAGUUCUUUGGAGAUUGGUAUCACAACGCCGGCGUCAUCGUUUUCGCCUGUCUGGCCUCUUGGGUCGUCGCCGUCCUCGGCGGUGGUCUGGGCUGGAUUUUCCUCGUCAUGGCCGCCUGUAGCACGUACUACCGCACGUCGAUCCGGCGAGUUCGGCGGAAUUUCCGCGAUGAUAUUAACCGGGAAAUGGCCAAGCAGCGCUUGGAGACCGACACUGAGAGUUUGGAGUGGAUUAACAGUUUCCUGGUUAAGUUCUGGCCCAUCUACGCGCCCGUCCUGUGCGACACGAUCAUCAACUCCGUGGACCAAGUGCUCAGCACCUCGACUCCUGCCAUGUUGGACAGUCUUCGUCUGAAGACCUUCAUCCUGGGUACUAAGCCUCCGCGAUUGGAGCAUGUCAAGACGUACCCGAAGACCGAGGUGGAUACCAUUAUUAUGGACUGGAAAUUCAGCUUCACGCCCAACGACGUGAUGGAUCUGACUUCGCGCCAGCUGAAGAACAAGAUCAACCCCAAGGUCGUCCUGGAGGUUCGACUUGGUAAGGGUGUCGUGAGCAAGGGCCUCGAUGUGAUCGUGGAGGAUAUGGCCUGUAGCGGCCUCAUGAGAGUCAAGAUGAAGCUGCAGGUCCCUUUCCCUCAUAUCGAGCGGGUGGACGUCUGCUUCAUGGAGCGCCCGGAGAUCGACUACGUUUGUAAGCCCCUGGGUGGUGACCAUCUGGGUUUCGAUAUCAACUUCAUCCCCGGCCUGGAGUCUUUCAUAAAGGACCAGAUCCACAACAACCUGGGUCCGAUGAUGUACAGCCCCAACGUCUUCCCCAUCGAGAUCGCCAAGAUGCUGGCUGGCAACCCCGUCGACCAGGCCAUCGGCGUGGUGGCCAUUACUCUCCACGGAGCCCAUCAUCUCAAGAACCCCGACAAGUUCUCAGGCACGCCUGACCCGUAUGCCGUCGUGUCUUUGAACCGACGUACCGAGCUUGGCCGCACCAAGACCGUCCAUGACAAUGACAGCCCGAGAUGGAACGAAACGAUUUACGUCAUCAUCACCUCCUUCUCGGACUCUUUGACCAUUCAACCGUUCGAUUGGAACGAAUUCCGAAAGGAUAAGGAACUGGGUACGGCAACUUUCUCGUUGGAUCGAUUGGAGGAGGAACCCGAGCAUGAGGGCUUGUACCUUGAGGUCAUGGCCAGCGGCCGGUCUCGCGGUUCCAUCCACACGGAUAUCCGAUUCUUUCCAGUCUUGGAGGGCAGAACGAUGGAGAACGGCGAGAGCGAGCCGCCCCCGGAACUGAACACGGGUAUUGCCCGCUUCACCGUUGAGCAGGCCAAGGAUCUGGAUGGUACCAAGAGUAUCGUCGGGCAGCUCAACCCCUACGGAGUCCUCCUUCUAAACGGCAAGGAGAUCCACAUCACCAAGAAACUGAAGCGCACGAACAACCCCAUCUUCCAGAACGCGUCCAAGGAGUUCCUCGUCACCGACCGAAAGAACGCCCGUCUGGGACUGGUCAUCAAGGACGACCGAGACCUGGCAAGAGAUCCGAUCCUGGGUACCUACCAGAUCAAGAUGAACGACAUGCUCAAGAUGAUGGAACAAGGCAAGGACUGGUUCCAUCUGCAUGGAGCCAAGACCGGUCGCGCCAAGCUGACGUUCCAGUGGAAGCCUGUGGCCCUGGGUGGUAUCUCAGGCAGUGCCGGCUACGUGGACCCCAUCGGUGUCAUGCGCUUUCAUUUCCAGAGAGCAUCUGACCUCCGGAACCUGGAGAAGAUGGGCAAGUCUGAUCCGUACGUCCGGGUGCUGCUUUCCGGAUACCAGAAGGCACGGACUGUGACGUUCAGGAAUAACCUGAACCCCGACUGGGACGAGGUGGCUUACGUGCCAAUCCACAGUGCCCGCGAGAAGCUGACCCUCGAGGUGAUGGACGAGGAAAGCAUCAACAGCGACCGUUCGUUGGGAGCAGUGGAUAUCUCGGCGGCUGACUACGUGAGGGAGAAUGAACAGGGCGAAUUCGAGGUCGACGACGAAAAGCAGCUGAUCUCGAGCGGCCUCCGCAUCGGAAAAGGUCCCGUCAAGGGCCUGCUGCACUACACCGUUGCCUUCUACCCGACCAUCCCGGUUGUCAACCCCGAAGAAGAAGAAGACGAGGGGAUGGAUGACCUCCACGGCGACGGAGACGAGAUCCCGAGAAAGAGCGUCGAGUCCCGGCGCAGAAAUGGCCACGCGAGAACGGCUAGCACGGAGUCCAAGGCAUCCAAGACUAACGGUACAUCGCAGCCUACAACUCCUUUGCCGCCAAAUUCCCCGUUGCCAAACACCCCCGGGCGCAGCAGCUCUGAAUCGGGCGUCUCCAAGCCGAACACGUCGAAAGAUUCCGAGAUCAUGUCUGUCAAGUCACUUGACAUUCCGAAAAUCUACAUCUCGGCCGAAGAACUCUCCAGUUACGAAUCUGGAUUCUUGGUCUUCAAGUUCCACGAAGUUCAACUCGCCCGCACCAAUGUACAGGUUGAAGUUGUUAUGGACGACCACAUGUUCCCUGCCUAUGUGUCUCCCAAACUUCAUUCCAAGACCGCCCAGAUAGAAGACAUUGGAGAUGCCUUUGUUCGCGAGCUGGAGUUCUCGAAGAUUACUCUACGAAUUGUCGACAAGACCAACCCCAAGGAUCCCAGUGACGAACAUACUAUUGCGAAACUGACGGGCGACACGCUGUCGACCCUUCAGCGCAUCCUAUACACCCCCGCCGAACUGACUCUCCGAUCCAGCGAUGGAGAAGUGAGCAAAGUCACCGUCAGUGCCCGAUAUAUCCCGGUCACGAUGAAGCUCGAUCCGACCGAAAGUAUCAACAACAUGGGUACGUUGCGGGUGGAUGUUCUGGACGCUGCCGAGCUCCCCUCUGCCGACCGCAAUGGCUUCAGUGAUCCUUACUGCAAGUUCCGUCUCAACGACAAAGAGGUUUUCAAGACCAAGGUGCAGAAGAAGACUCUGCACCCGGCCUGGAACGAAUUCUUCGAGGCCCCUAUCACGUCCAAGAUCGGAGCCGACUUCCGGGUGGAUGUCUACGACUGGGAUUUCGGCGACAAGGCAGACUACCUGGGUGGAACGCCCAUCGACCUUGGUGUUUUGACGCCGUUCCAGAGCAAGGAGGUGUCGUUGGUUCUGGACGGCAAGUCGGGCGCCAUCCGACUAAAGAUGCUGUUCAAGCCGUCCUACGUCAUCCGGUCCCGGCAAGGGUCCUCCACGUUCUCCGGCACCUUUGCCACGCCCGGCAAGAUCGUGGGAGCGCCCGUCAAGGGAGUGGGAUUUGUUGGCGGCAAUGUCAUCAAGGGUGCUUCGUUCUUGAAGCACGGAAUUAUGUCCCGAUUCCGCGGAGAUGAUGGUUCCAGUAUCCAUGAAGCCGAGGAGCAGGAGGAAACCAAUGGCAGCCCGCCCCCGGCAGCAGACGGGGGUCUCGCACGCGCGCCCUCUCUGGCGGUGGACGGCGGUACUCCCCCGAACGCCAGCCCCGCCAUUAACAAUAAAUUGGAACACGCGCGUUCGCGCAGUGUGGUGUCCCACCACGGCGAUCGACUGAGCAUUGGGGGCGGGACCGGAAAGGGCGAGACGGGCACGGCCACGAUCACCGUUGUUUCCGCCAGUGACUUCCCCCCGUCGUCCAACGUGCGGGUGUUUGUGAAGGCUGUCGGGCCCAAGGGGGCGAAGGAGGUUCUAAAGAGCAAAGCGCACAAGGCCAGCGGCACAAGCCCGGUGAUGUUUGACCCGUCGCACGAGACGUGCCGGGUGCACAACACGACGGCGGAUGCGCAGUAUCAAAUCCGAGUGGUGGACCAUUCGACGUUUGGCUCGGACAGCACUCUCGGCGAGACGCUGUUCUUUGUGGACGAUCAGGGCUCCGUGGCCGGACAGGACAAAGCGGUCAAGGUUGGCAGCGGGACGGUGGUGAUUCGGUCCAGUUUCUCGAGUACCGAAUCGACGCUGCGGCCGUCGACAUCUCAUUCGAACAAUGGCGAUGCGGCGUCCGAAGUGAUGGACAGUCCGGACUCGAAGAAGACCGGUCGACGCAGUUUCCUUGGCAAGAGGAACGUGAGCGGUGCUUAG